GCUCUAAGUACUAAGCGCACACAACGCACCGCACUGCAAAGGUCAUCGUGGUGGUGCGGCGGCCGCGACGUCAUUGGCUCGAGCGUUCGCCAAUUAUCUGUGCGCCACUUGUUGGAGCGUGACGGCCGUCCACACACGUCCUCGAAGCGUCGGAACGUGGGUCUGCCGCCGUCCUCACUCGCUGCUCGCAACACUCAGCACCACGAAGACCUGCCGCCCGCCAGCACCUCUGCCAGCGCGCCCUCGCUGCUCGACCCCUCGCACGCUAAGCCGGCCAACGUGUGCCCUUGCCGCCCCAACGACGGCUGUCCUGGCCCGCCGCGACUGCCCCCAGGCCCGUCCGGCAAUAUCUGCCACACGGUCUGCCACGCCUCCCAACGACUGCCUCACAGCGAGCCUGACCAAUGUCGCCCCCAUGUCACCGCAUUUGGACGCCCAAGGAAAUUCCUCACCCCGCGCAUCGGUGAGGUCAAAUGCGCCGCACAGUCCCCCCGCCCGCCAUGCCCCCCCGACUCCCUCCAGGCGUGCACAAGAAGGCGCACCGCCCGUCGUGACGCCACGCAAACUCUCGCAAACGGGCCGUUCCAAGACCGCGCCGAUUGCCCCGAAGGAGAGCCUCUGGCAGUCGUCGUUCGACCGCCCGCAGCUCGACGAGCGCGACAGCAUCUUCUCAACAACCUACCUCGCCUCUGACAGCCCAAUUUCCUCGCCGCGCACCAACGCAGCAACAAACACGACAAACGCCAACGACGAUGCUCCCGAGCACACCUUAUCCGAGAUGGCUGCACCAGCGCCGCUGCAGAGGAGACUAAUCGACCCGCCCUUGUUCCGCAGAAAGGAAUCCACAUACCCUCCCGCUGCCCUACAAGACCCCCAAUCCAUCCUAGCCACCCAAUUCGCCCAGCAAAUUCCAAUUGAAUCAAUCAUGGGCCUUGAAGCGGCCCGCCAGAGUCCACCGCCCUUCAUGAGCCCCGUCGACUCUCCGGUCCGCCGAUCGUCCACACCACACAACACAGACGCGCAUUCGGCCUUGCACAAUGUCGUGACCGACACCGAAGAGAGACGCCGGAACAGACAAUGGCGGGAAGGCAAGCCUGUGCCUUUCAAAGGCAGUGCGGCCCAUGAGGAUCCAGCAUCAGAUGACCAGGCCGUGAAAAAGAUCGAAGCCACCCUACCCAAAGCAGAGCAAGCAUCGUCAGGGCGUAGCCGCAAAGCAAGUCAUUUCCUCCGAGUCUUCAAGGACGCCGAAGGGCCCGAGGAACAGCAUAAGCGGGACACGCGAUCGAAGGACCGCCGUCCUACGGACAAGACACUGUCCAUGCUAUCGGAGGAAUGCGAUGCUCAACAGGCAUCCCAUCCAUCAUCAGUCGUGCCAACGCCUCAUGAUGAGAACACGGCGUCCUACUUUGAGGUACCGGCCGCAACGCCCAAGGAUAACGAUCCAACUGCUGCAUCGGCUCCUGCUACAGAGAUGGUAUUAAAACCCAGCAAACACCAACUGCCUUGCUCGCUUCUCGAAGAGAUCAGGAAUUUCACAAACUUGACACCUGGUGUCGUUCCGGGAUCUUCAAUGUCGAGAAGUUUGCCCGCUUCAGUCCUGGACAAGCUCCAUGCGCAUGCAUCUACAGUCACGGAUUCGCAAUCUCAGGAUGAGCCGACUGAUUACUUUCGAGCCAAAGACAUUGACGUUACAAACCGAUCACCAGCAUCCGAGGAAGAUGACGACUCGGAGCGUGAACAAAUUUCCUCCGCCCUGUAUUUUCCUCACCGUCAACACAAGGCAGCGGAGCCAGCCACUCCGGUCGAAGAGACACGACGAUCAGAGGUAGACGAUAGCCGUAAGAGAACUUCUAUUCAUGUGGGCAAGGUACCCAGAGGUUGGGAUACAGGAGAGGCUGUUCAAACUCCUGAAGAAGUAGAAAUUUCUCUACAGUCCCAAGAUACCAAUCAAUGCCUACAUGGUGACUUCGCUGCGUCAGCAUCAGUGCAGAAAGAAACCGACAAGCUAUUGACAUCUGCGUCAACCGAUGCAAUUUCAGCUGAAUCUGAAUCUGAGUAUGAGUCGCUAGCAGAGUCCACGCAAUCACUUCCUGGAUAUGAAUCGAGCGCGACUGAUGACCUAGGUACGACGCCCACUGCACCGACGAUCAAACCAGCACACAGGGCCGUGACAGCGCCAGCGCCAGCUCCGGUUGCGCAGCCACCGGCUCCGCUCGGCGCUGUAGAGUUAAAACCGUACAACCAUCAGGUUGGUGGUCAUUCUACAGUGUAUCGCUUUUCCCGAAGGGCUGUGUGUAAACAACUCAACAAUCGCGAGAAUGAGUUCUACGAGACCGUUGAAAGGCAUCAUCCCGAGUUACUGGACUUUCUGCCAAGGUACAUCGGUGUAUUGAAUGUCACUUAUCGUAAGGCACCAAAGAAGAAAAAGAAAGACAAGGCAAAGACAGACACUGAUUCUGCUGCGCCUGCUACGCAGCCGAGCGAUGCACGCAAGGACGGAACACAGAUAACCUCACAGGACGCUAAAACAGAAGAUCAGCCGAGAGUUGUCAGCCAUUCGCAGCAACAAAUGCCUGCGCCGCAAGUCAUCUUCGCGAACAAUCGACACAUCAUCCCCGACAAUCUGUUUGGUGUUCCCCCCCGAUCCGCUACGCCAGACCCCUGGAUGGGCAAUGGCUCGUUUUCUUCCCAGUAUCAUCGGAGAAAUCAAAGCGUGCAAGACUACAGUUCGAACGGUGCAGACAGGCCGCCAAUGCGGCACCACAGCAGUUGGGGCGUCACAACCAUCAACCGCAAACUCCAAGAGGAAGUCCUGCGCCAGGUUUUUGCACCUCCUACCAUUCAUCACCGUCAACGUCACCAUCAUCAUGGCAUAGGAACUCGUAGAUUGGGGAGCGAUAGUACGCAGUCCAUGGCUGGAUCUGCGCCGUCAAUGAGGCGAAACAGCACAGAUGUAUCUGUUUUGCAACCAGGUCUUAGGGAGGAAUCACCACGCAAGCAGAUACUCAAGGCUAACGCAGAAGCCCGCCGACAAGCUUCCGAAGCUAGUGACCUUGCUGUCAGUUUCGGAUCACCAGAGGAGCUGAGGUCACGAGACAAGGAAUCACUGCAGCCGCCACUGAGCAAUAUCCCACGAAGAAGACACUCAGGUAGUGGGCUCAUGCGUAGACCUUUAAGUUUAGACUCCGACCAAAGACACAAUCUUGAAUUUUAUGAAGAAGAGGGAUAUGGAGGAGACGGCGAGGAAGAGCUGUUCGCAAUGGACGAAGACCGUCAACCUCUUUCACCUACCAAAGCCGCUUUAAAGGACCCUCCCUCAAUAUCUGAGGGUUCAUCAGUUGCCAACAAUAUGGAGCAUGAUUCUGGAGGGUCGAUGCUUCCGGCUCCCGUCACACCUAAGAAGAAAGCAGAGCCUCCAGCAAUUCAGGAGCCCGCCAAUCCUGAAGAAGCUCAGCAACAGCCUGACGAGCGCGUGCAGCAUUUCAUUCUACUCGAAGAUCUAACUGCGGGCAUGUCCCGACCCUGUGUCUUGGAUCUGAAGAUGGGCACCCGCCAAUAUGGCGUCGAGGCUGACGAGAAAAAACAGAAGUCGCAACGCCGCAAGUGUCAAAUGACCACGAGCCGUGAGCUCGGUGUGCGUGUUUGUGGCAUGCAGAUAUGGAACGUGAAGACGCAAAACUAUCUCUUUGAGGACAAGUACUACGGCCGCGAUCUCAAAGCCGGCAGGGAGUUUCAAGAUGCGCUCAAGAAGUUCUUUUGGGAUGGCAACGGCUACAAGGCAGCGAAUCGACAUAUCCCUGUCAUCUUGGAGAAAAUCAGUCAACUCGAACGCAAGAUCAGGAAGCUGCCAGGCUACAGAUUCUAUGCCAGCAGCCUACUCAUGCUAUAUGAUCAAGGCGACGGCGAACAGAAAGACAAGGAUAACGUUUCUGUUCUGAACGGAUUCACAACGCCAAACGGCGACGAUCUGUCCGCAGCGCCAUCGGCAGCGCCGUCUGGGCCAACAUCGCCUGGACUAGCGCCUCCUACCAUCGCGGCGUUUCCAAAAGAGAAGCCAGAGAUCAAGCUUAGGAUUGUCGAUUUUGCCAAUUGCGUUACCGCUGAAGACACACUCGAUGGUGCAUCUUGUCCACCCAAAGAGCCUGAUGAUGUGGACAGGGGCUAUCUACGCGGGCUGCGGUCACUACGACUGUACUUCCAGCGUAUCUACCGCGAUAUCAACGAAGAAUGGGUGGAGCGUGGUGAGGGCGAAGGCAUGGCCCGCGGCAGCCAUCACCACGGCUCCGGAUUCAGCGAGGCUGGUCCUGGCUGGAUGGACGAGCCUGGUGGUGAGGACACAGGCUACGUCAGUUUCUAGCGAGUUCGCACAGGGGCGGGUCGUGUUACAUAAAGAUACCACGUGGAGUUUGGUGAUGUGUGGCGUUUCCUGGUUUUCUGCUCAGCAUGGCGUUUGGAGUUUGUGCAAGACAAAGUAUCGAAAUUGUUUACUGGGCAUGCAUACGGCGUAUUCCUUGCAUAGGCGGGUCACUGGUCUGGGUGGGCUUGGGUGCGGGGUUAUUCAAUGUAUAGUAUACCUAGAGUGGAAUUCAUAGCGCAAAUAUAAUUAAGCAAUUCAACAAGGUAUCCUUGCCCGAAGGCCAUUAUUGAUGUGAGUACCCAGUGUCGAGCAUGGACAAACCACGCUAGCAAGGUGGGUUGCCGUAACUCCUCUCGG
Molecule: messenger RNA, 4714 nt
Organism: Boeremia exigua
Lineage: Eukaryota; Fungi; Ascomycota; Dothideomycetes; Pleosporales; Didymellaceae
Exons: 2
Coding region: 416-4357 (1313 amino acids)
Biological process (GO): phosphatidylinositol phosphate biosynthetic process; inositol phosphate biosynthetic process
Cellular component (GO): nucleus; cytoplasm
Molecular function (GO): inositol hexakisphosphate kinase activity
Source: RefSeq, a predicted model, not a curated record